GCCCCUGGCAAAUUGAUCAUGCGUUUCGUUAGUUAACAGCAUAUGGCCUCACGACUCGUCGCAUUACAUUAAUGGCUGAAACCCCCACUCGAAUGAUUUUAUGUGUAGUGGAUGCUUUUAUUGAAAAUAAGUAAACGAAAAACAUUUUACAAUUCGAAGAACACGUGCUCCUCUCGAAGAGGAGCAAAGGCGAAUUUCACGCCUUCUGCACAAUUUGCCGAUGUGAUGUGAAUAUAAGCAGCAAUGGAAAGGGUUCGGAUAUCACUAGCUGGCACGAAUCAUGACUACAGCUACAUCCCCCAUUCUCAUGAAGUGGGACCCCAAGAACCUGGAAAUUCGCACCCUGACAGUGGAGCGGUUGCUGGAGCCUCUGGUCACUCAGGUCACCACUCUGGUGAACACCAGUAGCAAGGGUCCAUCGAGCAAGAAGAAGGGCCGCUCCAAGAAGGCCCAUGUGCUGGCAUCCUCUGUGGAGCAGGCCACUCACAACUUCCUGGAGAAGGGAGAGCAGAUCGCCCGGGAGAGCCAGGACCUGAAGGAGGAGCUAAUAUCUGCUGUGGACGAUGUUCGCAAACAAGGAGAGACCAUGCACAUGGCCUCCUCAGAGUUUGCUGAUGACCCCUGCUCCUCCGUCAAGCGUGGGACAAUGGUGCGAGCCGCCCGGGCACUGCUCUCCGCUGUCACUCGCCUGCUCAUCCUUGCCGACAUGGUCGACGUAAUGAGACUGCUGGCCCACCUCAAGAUCGUGGAGGGCGCCCUUGAAGCUGUGAAGAACGCCACCAAUGAGCAGGACCUGGCUAACCGCUUCAAGGAAUUUGGGAAGGAAAUGGUUAAGCUGAACUAUGUGGCAGCGCGGAGACAACAGGAGCUGAAGGACCCCCAAUGCCGGGAUGAGAUGGCAGCAGCCCGUGGGGCCCUGAAGAAGAAUGCCACCAUGCUGUACACGGCAUCGCAGGCCUUCCUGCGACACCCUGAUGUGGCAGCCACGCGUGCCAACCGCGACUAUGUCUUCAAGCAGGUGCAGGAGGCCGUGGCGGGCAUCUCCAGUGCUGCCCAGGCCGCAUCACCCGCCGAUGAGAAGCAGAGCCAUGCCGGCAUCGGAGAGUUGGCCGCCGCCCUCAACGAGUUUGACAACAAGAUUAUCCUGGACCCUCUGACCUUCAGUGAGGCCCGGUUCCGCCCAUCGCUGGAGGAGCGCCUGGAAAGCAUCAUCAGCGGCGCCGCCCUCAUGGCCGACUCGUCAUGCACACGGGAUGACCGGCGUGAACGCAUCGUGGCUGAGUGCAACGCAGUGCGGCAGGCACUGCAGGACCUGCUUGGCGAGUACAUGAACAACACGGGCCGUAAAGAGAAAGGGGACCUUCUAAACACAGCCAUUGACAAAAUGACGAAAAAGACCAGGGAUCUGCGCAGACAGCUGCGCAAAGCCGUGAUGGACCACAUCUCAGAUUCCUUCCUAGAGACGAACGUGCCCCUGCUGGUCCUAAUCGAGGCAGCGAAGAGCGGUAAUGAGAAGGAGGUGAAGGAGUACGCGCAGGUCUUCCGGGAGCAUGCCAAUAAGCUGGUGGAGGUGGCAAACCUGGCCUGCUCCAUCUCCAACAACGAGGAAGGUGUGAAGCUGGUGCGCAUGGCCGCCACGCAGAUAGACAGCCUGUGUCCACAGGUGAUCAAUGCUGCUCUUACGCUGGCUGCACGUCCUCAGAGCAAAGUCGCCCAGGAUAAUAUGGAUGUCUUCAAAGAUCAGUGGGAGAAGCAGGUCCGGGUGCUGACUGAAGCUGUGGAUGACAUCACCUCCGUGGAUGACUUCCUGUCUGUCUCAGAAAACCACAUCCUCGAGGACGUGAAUAAAUGCGUCAUUGCGCUACAGGAGGGCGAUGUGGACACAUUGGAUCGGACUGCAGGCGCCAUCCGAGGCCGGGCUGCCCGCGUUGUGCAUAUCAUCAAUGCCGAGAUGGAGAACUAUGAGUGUGGCGUUUACACAGAGCGUGUUCUGGACUCCCUCAAGAUCCUCUCAGAGACCGUCAUGCCCCGUUUUGCUGAACAAGUUGAGGUUGCGAUUGAAGCACUGAGCACAACCCCUUCGCAGACCUUUGAGGAGAAUGAAUUCAUCGACGCUUCUCGUCUCGUGUAUGACGGCGUUCGUGACAUCAGGAAGGCGGUCCUCAUGAUCAGGACACCAGAGGAGCUGGAGGACGACUCCGACUUCGAGCAGGAGGACUAUGACGCUCGCAGCCGCACCAGCGUGCAGACGGAGGAUGACCAGCUCAUUGCUGGGCAGAGUGCCAGAGCCAUCAUGGCUCAGCUGCCACAGGAGGAGAAGGCUAAGAUCGCUGAGCAGGUGGAGAGCUUCCGGCAGGAGAAGUGCAAGCUGGACGCCGAGGUGGCCAAGUGGGAUGAUAAUGGAAAUGACAUCAUUGUGCUGGCCAAGCAGAUGUGCAUGAUCAUGAUGGAGAUGACAGACUUCACCAGAGGUAAAGGGCCACUGAAGAAUUCCUCAGAUGUGAUUAAUGCUGCCAAAAAGAUCGCAGAAGCAGGAUCCAGGAUGGACAAGCUGGCCCGGGCUGUGGCAGACCAGUGUCCUGAUUCAGCCUGCAAGCAGGAUCUUCUUGCCUACCUGCAGAGAAUUGCUCUCUACUGCCAUCAGCUGAACAUCUGCAGCAAGGUGAAAGCAGAGGUGCAGAACCUUGGAGGGGAGCUCAUUGUCUCAGGGUUGGACAGUGCCACGUCCCUCAUCCAGGCCGCCAAGAACCUGAUGAACGCCGUCGUUCUCACUGUGAAGGCAUCAUACGUGGCUUCCACCAAGUACCAGAAGGUAUAUGGAACAGCAGCUGUCAACUCGCCCGUGGUCUCCUGGCGCAUGAAAGCCCCUGAGAAGAAGCCUCUGGUGAAGAGGGAGAAGCCUGAAGAGUGCCAGACAAGGGUGCGGCGCGGCUCCCAGAAGAAGCACAUCUCGCCUGUGCAGGCGCUCAGCGAGUUCAAGGCCAUGGACUCCUUCUAAGCGCAAAGACGAAUGAAAAGGCAAAAUGAUAACAUUUUUCUUCUUCUUUUUUCAUAAUUUUGAUGACCCAUAUAAUGAUUUCUCUUAUCACUGUUAUUUAUUCUAAAUAACCCUUUGCCGAUUGUCUUUAUUAUCAUGAAAAGACAAACUUUCUUUUUCCUUCCUCACAAGGUGAGAUCUUUGUUUUAUCUCGGCCAAACUGACCCAUAACACUGACGUUGUCAUCCUUCCUGCUCUUUCAGGUGGAUGAACAUGCAUAUCAAAAUUUGCCUUGCCCAAUACACCAGUCUAACAAUACUCCAUAAAGCGAAAGCUGAAUGAAAAAGAUGCCGGCUUUGUUACUAACCUCGAAACAUCAGGACAUUCCUGUCCUGACAGUAUCAUGUCUGUGUUCCAUGUUUCUAACACCAUGUUGUCUUCUUACAUCAUCACCGUCUAACAUCAUGUUAAGUUUCUUAAAGCAAUUGUAACACUGCUAGACUGUACAGGCUACCGAUCAUUACUGAAGGCCUGGAAAAGGGCGUAGAUUGACCUGCUUUGAGACAGCAGGCGGCCCUGGGUUUCUUUACAGUGACAGUUUAAUAUGAACAGUCUGGCUGCUGACUUAUUUGGUGCUCUUUCAUGCAUUCUGGAUUCAAGGUCUCCUUUCUGUUUCAUUAACUGAACCUGCAUCUCAGCCCUUGUGUAUGAAUGAAUAAAAAAAGCUAAUGUUGAA
Molecule: messenger RNA, 3713 nt
Organism: Brienomyrus brachyistius
Lineage: Eukaryota; Metazoa; Chordata; Actinopteri; Osteoglossiformes; Mormyridae
Product: catenin alpha-2
Exons: 18
Coding region: 281-2998 (905 amino acids)
Biological process (GO): cell-cell adhesion; cell migration
Cellular component (GO): catenin complex; adherens junction; actin cytoskeleton
Molecular function (GO): cadherin binding; actin filament binding; structural molecule activity
Source: RefSeq, a predicted model, not a curated record